AUGUCUGACUCAGACCUUAAGAUGAGUGGGGGUCCAGCCAGCAGGGGCCCUGAGUGCCGCUCGCCUCCGACCCCCAGGAUAGAGCUGCUCAGCCCCUCCAAGGUGAAGGACUGCUCACAGAACGUCACGGAGAAGGUCACACAGGUUCUUUCUUUGGAGUCCGAUGUGCUGCCCGAAUACAAACUCCAGGUGCCAGAGACAACAUGGUUGAUCUUGCUACACUACAGCCCGUUCAAGGCGUUUUGGGACUGGAUUAUUCUCCUCCUGGUUCUCUACACAGCUGUUUUCACUCCCUACUCGGCCACCUUUCUCUUGGAUGAACAUGGGGAUAUACGUCAAAGGAGUCAUACUUGCGGCUACACAUGCAACCCUCUGAACGUGGCAGACCUUUUGGUGGACGUGCUAUUUAUUGUGGAUAUCGUCAUCAACCUUCGCACAACUUACGUGAACCGCAACGACGAAGUGAUCACACAGCCGAGCCGGAUAGCCAAGCACUAUAUCAAAGGCUGGUUCCCCAUUGAUCUGUUCGCAGCGAUCCCUUUCGACCUUCUCAUUUUCAGAUCUGGCUCUGACGAGAUGGCAACCCUAACAAGCCUGCUGAAAACAGCUCGACUGCUGCGAUUGGUCCGCGUGGCAAGAAAGCUGGACAGAUAUUCUGAAUACGGGGCUGCUGUCCUGUUCCUGCUCAUGUGCACCUUUGUGCUUAUUGCCCAUUGGCUCGCCUGUAUUUGGUACGCUAUUGGCUUUGUGGAGAGGCCGUACACUGAGACCGGAUGGCUGGACAACCUGGCUGAACAACUGGGCAAGUCAUACAACGAUACUGACACCGGCUCGGGUCCUUCCGUCAAAGACAAGUACGUCACGGCUCUUUACUUCACGUUGAGCAGUUUGACCAGCGUGGGGUUUGGUAACGUCUCUCCAAACACCAACUCUGAGAAGAUCUUCUCCAUAUGCGUCAUGGUUAUUGGCUCUCUUAUGUAUGCCAGCAUAUUUGGGAAUGUGUCAGCCAUCAUCCAGCGUCUGUACUCUGGUACAACCCGCUACCACACCCAGAUGCUGCGAGUCAAAGAGUUCAUCCGAUUCCACCAAAUCCCAGGAUGCCUUCGCCAAAGGCUGGAGGAGCACUUCCAACACGCCUGGUCCUACACAAAUGGCAUUGACAUGAAUGGUGUGAUGAAGGGAUUACCAGGCUCGCUGCAGGCAGACAUCUGUUUGCACUUGAACAGAUCUCUGCUAGAGAACUGUACGGCUUUCCAUGGAGGCAGUCAGGCCUUUCUGCGCACCUUGAGUAUGAGGUUCAAGACAGUCCACGCUCCUCCAGGAGAUAUUCUGAUCCACUAUGGAGACAUGCUGGACUCUCUCUUCUUCAUCGCACGCGGUUCAAUCCAAGUCAUCAGGGAUGAUGUGGUGGUCGGAAUAUUAGAAAAGAAUGACGUGUUUGGAGAGCCUAUCAACCUGUACGAUGAGCCAGGGAAGUCCAAAGCAGACGUACACACCAUCACAUACUGUGACCUGCACCGUGUCCGGAGGGAAGACCUGCUGGAGGUCCUCGAUAUCUACCCCGGCUUCGCAGACAACUUCUGGAAGAACCUGGAGAUAACAUUUGACCUGAGAGAUGCCGAUCAAGUUCCACCAAUAAUAACAACUGAUGAUUCUGGUGACGAUUACGGGUGUCGACACAAGCUAAGACAUAGAAACCACUCCCUGGACUGCAGAAUAAGGCCAGAUGGAAUCGAUCAUGAGGACUCAUACCCCCAUCAGUCCUUGCACAAUCGCCAGUCCCCUCCUCGGGCCCACUGGGAUGACAACUGUAGCUGUGAAUCCCCGUGUUCCCAGUCUAGUGAAGACUUGGCUACGCCGCUCGCCCACAGUGCCAAAGUUGAGCUAUCCCCUCCACAAGAUGCCAGAGUGGACUUCCCCCCCUCUGCAGUGCAGCUGAUCCCCCCAAGUAGCACCUCACUGGAGAGGGAGCCAGUGUUGGACCAAGCUACAUCUUUGAAUGUGCCAGGAACGUAUCAGGGCUGGCCAGAACGACCGCCACAACAGUUUUCCAGUCGCACUUGGCGAUCUUCAUCUGUCCGAAACUCAUACCACCCACCACCGUUCACAGAAGAUCGGCCCAGUGAGCUGGAGUCUCGACUUGAGGUUUUACAUUCACAGCUCAACAGACUGGAGACUCGCAUGACAGCCGACAUCAAUGUUAUUCUCCAGCUGCUCCAGAGGCAGAUGGCUCCUGUUCCUCCCGCCUACAGCAGCGUAUCGUCUGGUGCACUCCCCACUGAUGAACCUGGCCUGUAUGGGGCUGGGACCCCAGUGCUGCACAGCAUGUACCCCUCCCCCGCCCUACAGAUCGACAGCCGGGCCCCCAGCAUUACCCAGACUGACCUUCAAUUCACCAAGAGGUCCCAGGAGUCCCUGUCCAGCGGCAUCCAUGUGACUGUGGCUUCAGACGACACCAUGUUCAUGACCGUCACCCCUGAAAGUGAGACCAACGCAGGGUUGUCUCCGCAGCAGCCGUCAGUCAAAUCCUCCCUGCUGGAGAGCCCCGGGCUGUGCGGCAGCCUCCGCUACCCCUCGCUGCCGGGGAACCUGGACAUGACCUCGGGACUGGCUGGCAUCCAGAAACACCUCUCAGACCCUGUGCUGCCCGUCACCUGA
Molecule: messenger RNA, 2658 nt
Organism: Trematomus bernacchii (emerald rockcod)
Lineage: Eukaryota; Metazoa; Chordata; Actinopteri; Perciformes; Nototheniidae
Gene: kcnh6b
Product: potassium voltage-gated channel subfamily H member 6
Exons: 11
Coding region: 1-2658 (885 amino acids)
Biological process (GO): regulation of heart rate by cardiac conduction; regulation of ventricular cardiac muscle cell membrane repolarization; membrane repolarization during action potential
Cellular component (GO): membrane
Molecular function (GO): inward rectifier potassium channel activity
Source: RefSeq, a predicted model, not a curated record